CUCGCGAAGGGGCGGUGAUGGGCACUUAGCACCGCCAAUCAGCACCGGGAGUCCGGACCGCGCCCAAUCAGGGCCGGGCGGCAGAGACCGGAGUAGGUUGCAAGUUGGCAGCGCAUGUGGCGGACGCGGAACGGUGGGGACCUCGCUGCCAGCCUCGCCGCUUCCCGCGCGCUCCGCACCAAGGCCCCUGGCGCCGGCCUGAGGACGCCGAGGAGGCAGGGGCCCGACAGGGCUGUCCGGCCGGAACCGCGGAGCACCUCCUGCAGCGGUCGCGGGCUCGCCCCCCGCGGCCGGUGCCAUGUCCGACUCUCUCCCCUAAAGGAGACUUCCUCAGCUGUUGCUGCCGAGAGAUGAAGGACCUGUUAGAGCGUCAGACGACUUCGGGGCCGGCCAACUAGGGGGUUCGGCAGGUGGUCGCCUGCGCCCUCCCGGUCUCGUUCCUUUCACCUCUUGAGCGAGGCCUCGCUCGCCUCCGGGCACGCGGCGGGUGCAGAGAGCAGCUGGGCCCGGCGGGGCGCGCGGGCAACAUGUUCCCCCGGAGGCCGCCGGUCGGCCUGGCUGCCUGGUUGCUGGUGGGCGCGGCGGCGACCGGGCGCGCGGGGGCGCGGGGCGGGGGCCUGCUCGCCCUGCUGGCCAAUCAGUGCCGCUUCGUGACGGGCCUGCGUGUGCGGCGGGCGCAGCAGAUCGCGCAGCUCUACGGCCGCCUCUACUCGGAGAGCUCGCGCCGCAUCCUCCUUGGUCGCCUCUGGCGCCGGCUGCGCGGACGCCCGGGCCAUGCCUCUGCCUUGAUGGCGGCGCUUGCCGGCGUGUUCGCGUGGGACGAAGAGAGGAUCCAGGAGGAGGAGUUGCAGAGAUCCAUUGAUGAGAUGAAACGGUUGGAGGAAAUGUCAAGUACGUUUUGGAGCUCUGGAGUUGACCACCACCCUCCAGAACCAAAAUCCCAAACAGGAAGGGAUGAAGAUUCAGGAGGCAGAGAGCAACCGUGGGAGAUGGUGAUGGAUAAGAAACACUUCAAGCUGUGGCGGCGCCCCAUUACAGGCACCCCCCUUUACCAGUACAGAGUUUUUGGAACCUACACAGAUGUGACACCUCGGCAGUUCUUCAAUGUUCAGCUGGAUACAGAGUAUAGAAAAAAGUGGGACGCCCUGGUGAUCAAGCUGGAAGUGAUCGAGAGGGAUGUGGUUAGUGGUUCUGAGGUUCUUCACUGGGUAACCCAUUUUCCUUAUCCAAUGUACUCACGGGAUUAUGUCUAUGUUCGGCGGUAUAGUGUGGAUGAGGAAAACAAUGUGAUGGUGUUGGUGUCACGGGCCGUGGAGCACCCUAGUGUGCCAGAGUCUCCGGAAUUUGUAAGGGUCAGAUCAUAUGAAUCCCAGAUGGUUAUCCGUCCCCACAAGUCAUUUGAUGAGAAUGGCUUUGACUACUUGCUGACGUACAGUGACAAUCCCCAGACAGUGUUUCCUCGCUACUGCGUUAGUUGGAUGGUUUCCAGUGGCAUGCCAGAUUUCCUGGAGAAGCUGCACAUGGCCACUCUGAAAGCCAAGAACAUGGAGAUCAAAGUAAAGGACUAUAUCUCGUCUAAGCCUCUGGAAGUGGGUAGUGAAACCAAGGCCACCGCCCCAUCUUCUGAGCGGAAGAGCGAGGGUAGCUGUGGCCCUGCCCGGAUUGAGUAUGCCUGAAGGACUUUCAGAUAAGCGGGGACUGGCUGCUUCUAGCCCCGUCUCCGUGUCUUAUCACUCACUCUGUUGCAGAACAAACAGGACGUGUAUUUGAAGGUGUCUGCUGUAACCACCAGUGCAGGAUAAUUCAGCACUGGUGUCCGGUCUUGUUCAGAGCCCUGCUGCUCUUUAUUACAGCAGAAGAAGGAGGCAUCCGAGGGGGCAUCAUCAUAUUCUCAGGCCAAGCAUUUGGAAAUUUGGUGUUUCGCUGAGCUAAUCUGGAACAAGCCUCUGCCCUCAAGCCAGAGGGGACAACAUCUUUUGCUUCCUCUGCGUGGUUUCCUCUGUCCACAUUCCAUUCUCAGCCUCGGUUCUGUGGCACUCCGGGUUUCCUUCGGUUCUGCAGGUCCAGCUGGACCACAUGGACGGUUGCGUCUUCAGUGAGUGGUCAUGGGGCAUGCUCUUGGUCACAGGCUGGUGUUGAGUGGGUGUGAACUGUUGCUUGGCAGUGUAAGUGCCUUGUCCUCACCUUCUGUCUUUAGGGACAUAAAGUUUGUACCAAGAAAUACAACUCUUGGCCUCCCAUUCACACCGCAUUGACUCCCUCUACCCAGGGCAGUUUCCUUUGAGUUGACCGGUUCUUGUAUUUGUGUGCUGUAUUCAUCUGGGUUGUUGCCUCCUCCCGCAGGCCGUUUACCAGCAACACUGGCAGAUGGUGGCUCUCUGUAUCAUCAGUGUUUUUGAUGGGGUCAGUGGAGAUGCUUGACACAUUACACUUUAGCUCUGUUUUUUUUUUAACCUUUGUGUUAGAUAGUGGGAAUUGGGGAGUUGAAUAGGAUUUUUCCAUAGUCUGAGUGUAUAGAAUACACCCUUUUUUUUU
Molecule: messenger RNA, 2535 nt
Organism: Kogia breviceps (pygmy sperm whale)
Lineage: Eukaryota; Metazoa; Chordata; Mammalia; Artiodactyla; Physeteridae
Gene: STARD7
Product: StAR related lipid transfer domain containing 7
Molecular function (GO): lipid binding
Source: RefSeq, a predicted model, not a curated record